This is a messenger RNA of Saitoella complicata NRRL Y-17804, 1680 nucleotides long. RefSeq lists its product as uncharacterized. Gene Ontology annotation, cellular component: nucleosome; nucleus. Gene Ontology annotation, molecular function: DNA binding; chromatin binding. The transcript is spliced from 2 exons. Bases 1 to 1680 code for a protein of 559 amino acids. The record is from RefSeq and is a predicted model, not a curated record. Gene Ontology annotation, biological process: nucleosome assembly; regulation of DNA-templated transcription. Lineage: Eukaryota; Fungi; Ascomycota; Saitoellomycetes; Saitoellales; Saitoellaceae.
AUGAGCAACCCUUACUACACCCCCCAGGACCAUACCUACGUCCUUCAGCACGGCCAGGAUCCUCAAGCCCUUGCGCGCGCCGUUCAUCAGCAUGCUCAGCAGCAGGCCGACCAGGUCCAGGACGUGACCCUUCCGGGCUUGCACGGCGCGCCCAUGGUACAGCAGUUCGACCCUCAAUUGGUUCAUCAGCAGGCGCAUCAUGACGCGACGAACGGGCAUCUGGUCCACCACCCCGGCGUUCCGGGAGUUCCGCCGGGCUUCCCUCAGGGCCUUCCAGGAGGCAUCCCUACCGCCGCAGAGGUCCAAGCCCUUGCGCAAGCCGCCGGAGUUGCUGCCGCUUCACCUGGCCUCGACUGGGACCCGACAGGCAAGAACAAGAACGGUCGUCGCGGACGUCCCGCCGGUGCGCGCAAGGGCAUGAAGCGUGGACGGGAUGAGGAUUCGGAUGGUGAGAUCAAGGCCGACUUUGACAGCGACGACAGCGAUCUGGAGUACAACAUGGACGGAAUGAAGACCAAGUACGGACGUAAGGUGCAGAAGCCAUCGCAGUACAACCCCACCACCAAGACUCCCACGCGCCGAAGAGGACCCGGUCGUCGUUACCUCGACACCCUUUUCUGCACGUUCUGUCUGCGUGGUCAUUCACCCAAGUCCAACCGCAUCGUUUUCUGUGAUGGUUGCAACACGCCUUACCACCAGCUUUGUCACGUCCCUCAAAUUGACAGUUUGCUUAUCGACGUUGCUGAUGCAGAGUGGUACUGUACCGACUGUGACGCUCGAAGAGCGGAAAAUCCUCUGGUCACUGGUUUGUCUGGAAAGGAGCUCACGGACGAGGAGAAGAAGAUCUACUUGGCAUCCCUACCAACGGCUCACCUUGUCGAGCUUGUGCUCUUCAGUGAACGAUCGUUUCCCGAUGUGCCAAUCUACCCACCAAAUGUCAAGGACGUUCUCGCUGAAAUCGCAGCUGCCAAGGAGGCUGCGCUUCAAGCUGAGAAGGAAGCGGCCAGGGCAGCGGAACUGCCCGGCAAUAUUGGUGAGAUCCCAGCAGACUUGGAAGGUCCUGCCCAGAGUGCUCAGCCUGGCGUCGCUCUUCCUAGUUACGAGCAGAUGAUCGUGAGGGGUUUGGCCGAGAUCAAUGAGCCCAAGGGAACUCCACCGCGUGUUAUCUACAAGUGGAUGGAGACCAACUACCCUCUCGAGCCCAACUUCCGACAAACCGCGGCGCUUGUGUUGCAGAAGGCCGUCAAGAAGGGUCGGUUGGAAAAGGCUGGUCACUACUACAAGAUCAACCCCGAUUAUGUCCCAACAGAGGAAGACCUGGCUGCUGCUACCAAUGAUACCGCAACGCUUGCCGUUACUGUUGACGCGCCAGCAGAGCCUGCUGCUCCCGAGAUCCCACCGGACUUUACGCCUCAGCCUGGAGAGGGUAUUCAGAUCCCUGCUGACGAGGAGAACCUUCUCGUGGAUGACAGCACUGACGUGUUCAGUCACCGCGUGAACCCCGAAACUGAGAAGCCUGCCGAGGAUGCUGCCAUGGUCGAGGCCUCGCUUCCUGCGACGGAGGAGCCUGUCGCUGCUGCUGCUGUACCCGAAGUCCCUUCGGUCGAGGAGCCGCCGACGCUACCAGAAGAACUGACUGCUGAGAGCUUGAUGAACUAUGACGCUGAGAUGCAAGGAUAA